Neltuma alba is the source of this 1101-nucleotide messenger RNA. RefSeq names its product protein PELOTA 1-like. The record is from RefSeq and is a predicted model, not a curated record. Gene Ontology annotation, biological process: nuclear-transcribed mRNA catabolic process, no-go decay; nonfunctional rRNA decay; nuclear-transcribed mRNA catabolic process, non-stop decay. The coding region runs from base 1 to 1101 and encodes 366 amino acids. The transcript has a single exon. NCBI's taxonomy places the organism in Eukaryota, Viridiplantae, Streptophyta, Magnoliopsida, Fabales, Fabaceae. Gene Ontology annotation, cellular component: cytoplasm.
AUGAAGCUACUACACAAGGACUUCACGCUGAACCGACCAGGAACGGUCAAGAUCAUCCCCCAAGAACCCGAUGACCUAUGGGUGGUUUUCAACCUCAUCGCCAAAGGAGACAUCGUCACCGCCGAUACGACUCGUAAAGUUCGCCUGGAUCUCAACAUGACGACUGCCUCACGUGUCAAAGUCGCCGUCACCGUCAAAGUCACGUGCCGCGACUUCCAGAAGGAUUCUUCCACCGUGUGCGUUCACGGCAGGAACAUCGAGGCCAGCAAGUACGUCCCCUGCGGCUCAUUCCACACCUUGACCCUCGAAAUGAACAAAUGCUUCGAACUCUCCAAAAAGAUUUGGGAUUCUACUGCUGUGGCCGUAUUAUACGAAACCUCCAAGAAAUCCCCCGGCGCUGACCUCGCCGUGUUUCUUAUACAAGAGGCUCAAGCAGAGGUUUAUUUGGUCGGGAACGGGCUAACCACGCUCUGCUCUAAAAUCGAAGAUUCACAGACCGGAGUGAAAUCAGCCAGCAACAUGUUUUUCCGAGACAUCUUUAACGUCUUCGUGAAGCAUGUGAAUUUCCGUACAAUUAGAACCGUACUGAUAGCGGGUGCUGGACCGACAAAAGACGAGUUUCGGAGGUUUCUGCUCUCAGAAGCGAAAAGAUUGAAGAUGAAAGCAAUCGAGAACAAUAAGCCGAGGAUUGUGGUAGCAGAAUGUAAGGGAGAUCUGAAGAAGGUGCUGAAUGAAAAGAGGGUGAUGAAUAUGAUAAAAGACAGCAAUGUGGUGCUGGAGAUUAGAGCUUUCCGAGAGCUGUGUGAAUUGCUGGACAACAAGUCGGGUCGGGCAUGUUAUGGGACGAAGCAUGUGGAGGCUGCGCAGGCGAUGAUGGCGAUCGACACGCUGCUGAUCACGGACGAUUUGUACAGAAGCUCAGAUGUGAAGACGAGACAUAAGUAUGCCAAGUUGGCAAAAUCAGUGGGAAAGGGAGGAGGCAAAGUGCUGGUAUAUACCUCCAUGCAUGUCUCAGCAGAACAGCUUGCCCAGCUCACGGGUGUCGCAGCCAUUCUGAGGUUUCCCUUGCCCGACCUUGAUGGUGAUGACGUGGAUGUUUAA